Molecule: messenger RNA, 2235 nt
Organism: Peromyscus maniculatus bairdii (prairie deer mouse)
Lineage: Eukaryota; Metazoa; Chordata; Mammalia; Rodentia; Cricetidae
Gene: Ppil2
Product: peptidylprolyl isomerase like 2
Biological process (GO): protein peptidyl-prolyl isomerization; protein folding; protein polyubiquitination
Cellular component (GO): catalytic step 2 spliceosome
Molecular function (GO): ubiquitin protein ligase activity; peptidyl-prolyl cis-trans isomerase activity
Source: RefSeq, a predicted model, not a curated record
AUUCCAACUUCCGGGACCGGGUGAGCCGAACUCCGGAAGUAGUCGAGAAAGCGGAGGCGCCCGAGUCUCAUCGUCUGCUGGUGUCGCCUUGGGUUAGUCGCCGCCAUGGGGAAGCGACAACACCAGAAGGACAAGAUGUACAUCACCUGCGCUGAGUACACUCACUUCUAUGGUGGCAGGAAGCCAGAUAUCACACAGACAAGUUUUCGCCGCUUACCUUUUGACCACUGUAGUCUCUCCCUGCAGCCUUUUGUCUACCCGGUCUGCACCCCUGAAGGCGUCGUCUUCGAUUUGCUGAACAUUGUUCCAUGGCUUAAGAAGUAUGGGACCAAUCCCAGCAAUGGAGAGAAACUUGACGGGAAGUCCCUGAUCAAGCUGAACUUUGCAAAGAACAAUGAAGGGCAGUACCACUGUCCAGUGCUGUACUCCGUGUUCACUGACAACACCCAUAUUGUGGCCAUCAGGACAACUGGCAAUGUCUACACCUAUGAGGCAGUGGAGCAGCUAAACAUCAAGGCCAAGAACUUGAGGGACCUAUUGACUGACGAGCCCUUUUCCAGGCAAGACAUCAUCACCCUGCAGGACCCCACCAAUCUGGACAAAUUCAAUGUUUCCAACUUCUUCCAUGUGAAGAAUAACAUGAAAGUCAUAGAUCCAGAUGAGGAAAAGGCCAAACAGGACCCGUCUUACUAUUUGAAAAAUACCAAUGCUGAGACCCGAGAGACGCUGCAGGAGCUCUACAGAGACUUCAAAGGAGACGAGGUGUUAGCAGCCACCAUGAAGGCACCUGAGAAGAGGAAGGCGGACCCCCUGAAUGCCGCCCACUAUUCCACAGGAAAGGUCAGUGCGUCCUUCACCUCCACUGCCAUGGUGCCUGAGACCACGCAUGAAGCAGCUGUCAUUGAUGAAGAUGUCCUGCGCUACCAAUUUGUGAAGAAGAAGGGCUAUGUGAGGCUCCACACCAACAAGGGUGACCUUAACCUAGAGCUGCACUGUGACCUGACACCAAAAACCUGUGAAAACUUCAUCAAGCUCUGCAAGAAACAGUAUUAUGACGGUACCAUCUUUCACAGGUCCAUCAGGAACUUUGUGAUCCAGGGCGGUGACCCGACAGGUACAGGCACAGGGGGAGAAUCGUACUGGGGCAAGCCUUUCAAAGAUGAGUUCCGCCCCAACCUUUCACACGCCGGCCGUGGGGUGCUCAGCAUGGCCAACUCGGGGCCCAACACCAACAAGUCUCAGUUCUUCAUCACGUUCCGCUCCUGCGCUUACCUGGAUAAGAAGCAUACCAUCUUCGGACGGGUUGUUGGGGGUUUUGACACGCUGACAGCUAUGGAGAAUGUGGAGAGUGACCCCAAAACUGACCGUCCUAAGGAGGAAGUAUGUAUAUGCACAACCACAGUGUUUGUGGACCCCUAUGAGGAGGCUGAUGCUCAGAUUGCUCAGGAGCGGAAGAAGACACAGCAGCAAGUGGAUCCAGAGGCCAAGGUCAAGAGCCAGCCCCCGCCUGGAAACCAGGGCCCCCAGACAUACCGCCAGGGGGUCGGCAAGUACAUCAACCCAGCAGCCACGAAGCGAGCGGCAGAGGAGGAACCAUCAACCAGCACAGCUGUCCCCACGGCCAAGAAGAAGCCCAGCCGGGGCUUUGGGGACUUCAGCUCCUGGUAGCAGCAGGCUGGCUUCAUGGACCCUGGCCACACUUAAAAGCUCCCUACAAGGUGGUGUCAGAGAAGCAUCAGCUCCCAGAAGCCAGGUCCUCAGGGCUCUGAACCCCUGACAGGUCCUCUGCUCCCAGUGGAUGCUGCCGGAGACUGUGCCCAUCCCUCCAAGAGGGCAAGCGCUCUGGAAAGCUGCUGUGUGACAACCACAGCUUUGUUCUGUCCCUCACAGACAUGCCACCAAGGGCUGACAGCUUCGGCCGGGGAACCGGGAAGCUGAGAGUGCUCUGUGCUUGAGCUUGGUGCUCCUGCUGCUACUCACGAUGAACUCUGAGCUGCUUCCAGGUCACCCACUGUCCAGUCAGCCUCACCCAGCAGUCUACGCUUGUCCCAAGGGGCAGCUGCAUCCUCUUCCACUCCUGUCUUCCAGGACAGAGGAUACAGCCCACUAGGGCUUGCAUUUCCACGGGUUGUGUAGAGCUUAAAUGGUAGCUUUUUAGACAGUAAUGACACUUGGAUUUUGAAACCUCCCUGAUGAGGUCAUCAGAAAAUAAAGGAUUUUUUUUAAAGAAAAAAA